This is a messenger RNA of Coffea arabica (coffee), 1440 nucleotides long. The record is from RefSeq and is a predicted model, not a curated record. Lineage: Eukaryota; Viridiplantae; Streptophyta; Magnoliopsida; Gentianales; Rubiaceae.
AUGAAGGAUGGGAAUGGGGUAUGGACGGAAGAGCCCUCCAGGAUUGAAGAGAUGGCGAUCACUUUCUUUGAGGGCAUUUUGUCGCAACCAGGACAAAGGCCGAUGGAUCUUUCGAUGCUAGAGGUUAUACCUUCGGUUAUCACUAUGCAAGAUAACAUGGAGCUCCAGCAGUUUCCGACGGAGGAGGAAGUCAAGGCUGUGGUUUUUCAACUAGAUGGUGGCAGUAGUCCGGGUGCGGAGCUAUCUUGGGGGUACACUGCUACGUGGUUGGCCCUGAUCCCUAAGACUCCUGAGCCGUCCUCCUCCUCAAACUUUCGCCUUAUCAGCUUGUGUAACUUUAUUAAUAAAAUCAUAUCUAAGCUGUUGGCGAGACGUUUGGAGCGAGUGUUGCCACGACUUAUCUCGCAGCAGCAGAGUGGCUUUGUGAAAGGUCGCCAGAUAUCGGAUAACAUACUGUUAGCCUUAGAGAUGUGUUCAGCCUCGGGGAGGAAGGUCAUGCGCAGGUUUGGGUUUGGGGAGCAAUGGCUUGAUAUGGUUUGGAGGUUAAUUUCGUCAUGCCAUUUCUCAGUAUUGGUUAAUGGAAAGCCGUGUGGCUUUUUCCGUUUAUCUCGGGGUCUACGGCAAGGGGACCCAUUAUCCCCGGCUUUAUUUAUUAUUGCGGCUGAGGUGUUGUCUAGAAGCUUGAAUGAGUUACCGGGGGAGUCGAGGUUUGCUCCGUUCUUCGUGACGCGGGAAUGCCCUCCUUUCACGCAUCUUGCUUAUGCGGAUGACGUAAUCAUCUUCUCCAACGGUGGUAAGCGGUCUCUUGGGUGUGUCAUGCGGGUGCUGGAGGGCUAUCAGGUCACUGGGUUCCCUGCUAAGAGCUUGCCAGUAACCUACUUGGGUUGCCCAUUGUUUAGGGGGAGAAGAGUGAAGUCUUUAUUCGCUGAGUUACUCUCCAAGUUCUCCCACCGAAUUGCGUCUUGGCAGGGGCGAUGGUUAUCAAUGAGUGCGCGGGCAUUGCUUAUUAAGCAUGUAUUGUCGUCCAUGCCGAUUCAUAUGCUGGCAGUUUUGGAGCCUCCAAUGGGGGUUAUUUCUGACCUCGAGCGGAUGCUUGCUAGGUUCUUUUGGGGCGAAUCGGAAUUUGGUGCUAAAUGUCACUGGGCGAAGUGGGAGAAGCUGUGCUUCCCGGAGAAGGAAGGGGGGGUUGGGUUUCGGUCCCUCCAGGCGGUCGUUGAGGCGUUCUCCUGUAAAUUAUGGUGGAUGUUUCGGUGUGGUCAAUCUCUUUGGGCGAAAUUUAUGAGAGCACGAUACUUUGGGUCCCUGCACCCGAAUCAAGCUCCGUUUCCUGGUCAGCUGUCUGCAAGUUGCAAGCGUAUGCUUGUGGUCCGGUCGUCAAUGGAGCAAUGGUUAAAGUGGGAUCUUUCUAGGGGAGAGGUGGCGUUUUGGUGGGACAACUAG